GUGACGCAGAUUCUGUGCGACAAAAUGUGUUUGCGUUGUCCUCGUGAACUGCCGUCUACUGUUAUUCAGAACGAUCAUGUCUGCUGUCGGUUUUGCUGGAGACUGGUUAAUUGUCACAUGCGACAAGAAACUUACAGCAAUUCACACUAAACAGAAAAGAGAACCCUUUCUGUUUGACUGCAGCACAGCUGAGAAGAAACCCCCGACCUCCUGCCCCAAAGAUGAAAAGAACAGUGAUUGUGGUGCUGAGGAAACGGGAAGAGAUAAAAUCCUGGCUUUUUCUGUGUCUCCCUCUGGAAAACUGGUAGCACUGAUUGAUGACACCAAGAGGCUAGUUCUCUUUCAGUGUGAACCUUCGUGGCAGUGUAUCAGCAUCAGGUGGGUGGUCAGGAGAUGCACCUCCCUAGUGUUCAGCCAAGCUGAGGACCAGCUGCUGGUGGCUGACAAAUCAGGAGAUGUGUACUCGUUCUCAGUGGUGGAUCCACAGGGGGCGGGCGAGCUGAAGAUGGGCCACCUUUCUAUGCUGCUAGCUAUAACCAUGUCGCCGGACAACAGGUACAUCAUUACCGCUGACCGUGAUGAGAAGAUUAGAGUGAGCUGCCUCAGGUGUCCAUACAACAUCCAGUCUUUCUGUCUGGGACAUCAAGAGUUUGUCAGCACCUUGCUGAUCCCGUUCGGAUGUCCACAUUUACUGCUGUCUGGAUCAGGAGACGGAACAGUGAAACUGUGGCAGUACGAGACUGGCCGGCAGCUGCAGACAUUGGAUCUCAAACAGUUUGAGGAGAAACAGAGCUCUGAGCCUGACAAAGAGAAGGUGACCAAGCCCACUGUGUGCCGUAUUGCCAGCUCACCUGAUGGCCACCACAUAGCUGUGCAGUGUGAAAGAGUUUCCACGGUAGAGUUUUUCACUGUGAAUCAGGAGGGUGAGAGACUUAUGCCAGACAGCAGGAUCACACUGCCACACUGUCCACUGGAUGUUGCAUUUGACCCAGAAGGCCGACUCUGGGUGCUGAUGGACUCCAAUGAUUCCCCACUCCAAGUCUACACUCACAAGAAAGACUGUUGGGAGUGUGACACUCAGUCCGCUGAAGUCAUUACAGUGACUGAAGACUUCAAGUCACACUGGAACACACUUGACGCCACCACAAGGUUUUCCAGCAGCUUUGAGCACCUGCACAAGGUCGGCUUUGACAAUGUGACGGCGUACAUGCAGAAAAAGCAGCAGAGACUGGAGGAACAGCAGCUGAAGAGAACAAAGUCACAGAAAGCCAAUGGAACCAAGAAGGCUAAGACAGAGACUCGGCCAUUUGCUUGAGCAAACAACCAGUUUUCCCCUUUUGUUUAAUACUUUGAAUGAUGCAAAUGUCACAAGGACAUCACUUUUAUGUUGACCUAAAAAAGAUCACAAAUAGGGUUAUUUCUUUCUAAAGUUGCUGACUGAAUCCUUACAUUCCUUGCUGCUCUCAUUUGUCAUUCAUUACCCUCCAAAUUCCUGUGCAUCAUGCUGUAUUAUUAAUUGUUUUUUUUAUUUAAGAAGUAAUGAUGCAAAGGGUUGAUACGCCUUAUUAUUUGAAGUCUGAAUUAAAUGAAUUAGUUAUUGAUUUGUGUGGGAGUCACAAAAUGUCUACUGCAUCCAGAGGUCUUAAGUAAAGAUGGACAAAGAAUGGCUCUGAAAGCUCCCAACAAGCCAAGUCAGCAACUGAGAAAUGAACAACAGGAGAUAAAAGAGCAAGGAUAACAGGGAACACCAGAAUACAGGAAGGCUUGUUGGGCAAGUUGCACAUUAGAGGCAUGCAGCUCUGUCUCUGAUACCUGUUGAAAGGUGCAGAGAAUGAGAAGAACAGCUAUUAGACGCAAUGUUAAUGUUGUGCAUUGGUGGCAUGUAAGUGAAAGUAGAGGAGUGUGGUGAAAACAAGAAUCACAUCUAAAUCUAUAGCCGCUCGAGAAUGAGGUGCUUCAGAGAGACCUGAACCACCAUGUAUACAGUAGAUGUUAUCAAAAAGGUACAUUUUAAGCAUAGAGGAGCCUGAAGUCUGAGGUAGUUCUUCAGGGCAUAAACAUUCUAGGCAGGUGGCUGCUCACUGCUCCCUUAUGUGGAUAUUUCAAUCAUUUUAAUAUUACACACAUGCAAUUUAUUGUAAUGUAUGUAAACAAAAUUCAUUAAAACCAUGUGUGCUGAACAAACACA
Betta splendens (Siamese fighting fish) is the source of this 2188-nucleotide messenger RNA. It is a transcript of the gene wdr4, whose product is annotated as WD repeat domain 4. Gene Ontology annotation, molecular function: tRNA (guanine(46)-N7)-methyltransferase activity; protein binding. The transcript has 11 exons. Gene Ontology annotation, cellular component: tRNA methyltransferase complex; cytosol; nucleus. Gene Ontology annotation, biological process: RNA (guanine-N7)-methylation. The record is from RefSeq and is a predicted model, not a curated record. Bases 77 to 1315 code for a protein of 412 amino acids. NCBI's taxonomy places the organism in Eukaryota, Metazoa, Chordata, Actinopteri, Anabantiformes, Osphronemidae.